Messenger RNA from Astrephomene gubernaculifera, 4859 nucleotides. The record is from the annotation of a GenBank genome assembly. NCBI's taxonomy places the organism in Eukaryota, Viridiplantae, Chlorophyta, Chlorophyceae, Chlamydomonadales, Astrephomenaceae.
GGCAGGAGGUCGUGUUUGGUGUUGGUGAUAGGAACCACGCACCACGCCGUGUGGUCAGGAGCGGGGGUUUAGCUGUUGGGUCGGGGCGUGGCUGGCAGGUAUGUGGAUACGGUAUGGACAUGACUAAUGGUACACGCAUCUGUGCAGCUCUGUCGGAAAACGACAGAAAAAAACGUGGUCUUAAUACCAGUAAGAUUGGUAUGAUGGGAACUGCUGUGUGCGGUGUCGUACGGCCUGUGCGAUGCGUGGCGCGACAAAGUGACGCGCUGAUGACCACAGGAUAAGCCUUUGCUGCUGUCUCACACUUUCCAAGGGCUAUCUGCUGGAAGUCGCGUUCAAUAGCAACAAUGAGGCUCUCCUCUUUGCAUAAUUCGGUGCACAGCCCGUCGAUAGCGCUUAGGCCUGGUCGACGAUGCACAUGGUGCCUAGCAGGGACAGGCUUUGGCAAGACUCAGGGGAAGAAGAAUUUGAUAAAGACUGAGGAGUCCGGCUUAAAUACAGCGCCACGAACAAAGAGACGCGGGAACCUGGCGGAGGAGCUUGCCGAGUUGCGCAAUGUGACGCCCGUGGACAAUAAAAGCGUGGAUCCAGACAAAGAUCUUUCGAAGGGGAAUUGGUUUCAGCUGGCGAACAUAGAUGAGCUCGCUGGUGACAAGAGGCGAAAGCUGUGCGAGUUGAAGGGAAACAAGAAGCUGGUCGUCCUUCACAAGUUCCAGGACACCGUGUACGCCAUGGAUGCCUACUCGACAGCCUACCAAUACCCGCUCCUGGACGGCGAGUUAGCGGAGGGCCCCGAGGGACCCACCAUCACAACUCCGCUUGACGGAACCGUGUACGACCUGAGGACAGGCAAGGUCCUCCGCUGGUGCCCCUCCGACGGCUCCCUCCUUCGCGGCCUGCUACGUACCCUCAAAGCGGCCGUACAACCCGUACCGCUACCUGUGUACCCCGUGGUUGUACGGCAGGACGGAGCGGUGAUGGUACGGCUGAGCGUGUGAGCGGACGUCCUCUUCCGGGGCCGCAACCGCUACCGGUCUGCCACCGCCACAGCAGCUGGGGUGGCUUGCUCGUCAGCUGUUAGUGUGAGACGCCAACCGGGAUCGCAUUGCCGAUGUGCGUGCUUCCAGGCUUAAAAAGCCAUCGGCUGGGAGUGGAAUGUGAGAGGGGGGUUGUGUGGCUGGGUCUGGCCAGGAAGAGGGAGUCUGUGAGCGUUAACACCAUACCGGCAUUGUUAUUCCUUGCAUUUGCCGGGUGUUUUGGAAAAGCUGCGAGGGGAAAUGCUACUGUUGGGGUGCAUCGCAUGUGCAUACUUACUGCGCAUUAUUAACGGUGUUCUAUCCUUUCGCAUGUGGGGUUCGCAUCAUGUUGUGACUUGUGAGGGAAUGGGGGAGUGGUAAGAGACUCGACGGGCAGGAGGUUCAGGCAGGGGGGUUGCCAUGAGCGAGAGGGGAAGGGGAAUGGCGGCUGCAUCAUGGAUUCAUGGCUGUGGCUGGGAGCAUAUCGUAUGCACCUGCUGCUCUUGUGUUAGCAGGUGCGUUGUUAGCAGUUGGAUACUGCCAGUGGGUUCAUGGCGUGCAGUAUGUACGACACCAAGGGUGUGGUGUGUACGACAUAAUCCGGGCGGGGGCUCACUGGGAGAGGGGUGAGGCACGGAGGGGUGAGACGGGGUGAGAGGGGAGACGGGGCCUUAUGAGGUGCACGGUACGGUGUUGUGUGCUGGUGCCUUGUGGCGUGUUGUGCCUCGUCAGUUUGGCAAGACAAGCAGGCUCAGGGGGUGUAGCGCGUGUGAUCGCGCCAGGGAGUAAGCGGCAUAGCAGUGAACAACUCCAUCGAGCUACGCCGUACGGUGAGCAGUAUCACAUACAGAAAAAUGGCCAUCAUGUGUGGUUAAUGAUGUUCAACUCGAGCUUAAUGAUUCAGUGCAAACUAGAGAAGAAGCCCGUUGGCGAUUGUUUCCAUUAAGCCAGCUCUAUGCCAUCAAGAUAGCCCUUGCUCGAAGCCCCAGGGCUGGCUUGGCCACGAACGUAUUAGUAUUUGUUGCAUUAUUCUACGCAAAUGUCGAGCGCGUUUGAGCUUAGAGCGCCAACAAUCGGGACCCAUCGGCACAUGCAGUUGGCGACCGGCUGUCAAUUGCCGCAUGGAGGCGGCGCGCGUAACCUAGACGGUCACUCGAAACGUCGUCUUACUUCACGACAUUGCUCCUCGCAUCUGGCGUCAGUCUUUCGUCGACAUGGCACAACUGUCGUCGCGACUAAUGGCUUCGCUGUCCCUUUAGCAACACCAGGACGACGCCAUACUGGAGCUAUAACCAACACAUGCAACUCGUCUAGUAGCAGUGGUCCGUCUGUCGAAAUUAGCGGCGCUGGCAGCAUCAGCAGUAGCCGUGAUGUCGAUGGCCCCACACAUGGACUCAUACCGGACAGCACCAGCGGUGCCACGAUCAGCGAACCCGACUCUCAAAUCGCACUUUCAACCUCUUCCCAAGGACAUGCCAACUCGCCUCAGCCCCAGACCUCAACCACCGCAGCUGCCACUUCCAAAGAACCCACCGAUACCCCUGCUCCUGCUUCUGGCAGCAAGACCGGCAUCCUUACGUGGUUGUGGCGGGUGGUACGGGAGCAGUACCUGCCAGUGAUGCUGCUCAGUGCGCUGCUGGCGGCUGCCGUACAGCCCUCCUGGGGCCUAGCUGCUUCCCGCACCAACCUUCUGUCAGCCGUCACCUUCGCCAUAUUCGUACUUCAGGGUGUCAUGUUGCGACGGGGCGAGGCGGAGAAGGCGCUAGGAGCCACGGGCUCCAUCCUGUGGGGUCUGCUAGCCAUCCUGGCCAUCACCCCCCUCGCAGCUCCACUGGCGGGGGCGCUGCCGCUGAAACCACCGGGACUGGCGCUGGGCCUGCUUGUGUUCGCAUGCAUGCCCACCACCCUCUCUAGCGGGGUAGCUUUGACGCAGGUGGUGGGCGGCAACACGGCGCUGGCGCUGCUGCUCACCAUCUGCUCCAACCUGGCAGCCGUCUUCACACUGCCGCUCACACUGCCGCUGGCGCUCAAGGCAACUGCAGCCAUAGGCGGCUUCGGCAGCACCAGCAUUACGUCGACUGCUGCCGCCGCUUCAACUUCCGCUGCAACCGCCGUAACUACCGCCGUAACGACCGCCGUAACUGCCGUACGGUUGGAUCCCAUACCGUUGCUGAUUCAGUUGGUUCAGUGCAUCCUGCUUCCCACGCUGUUAGGGGCGGGGAUGCGGGGUCUUAGUGCGGACCUGCGCACCUGGGUGGAUGCCAACCGGCGCACCCUGAGUGUGGUGAGCGGCGCGCUGCUGUCGCUGGUGCCCUGGAUGCAGGUCAGCAAGGCGCUGGCUCAGGGAGUGGUGGUGGCUCCCGCCUCCCUGGCUGCGGCAGUGGGCUGGUCGCUGGUUUUCCAUGCGGCAUACCUGGCGCUCAAUGUGGCGGCGGUGCAGCUUUUCCAGCUGGGCGGCACCGACCAGCGGGUCGCCGCCCCCACCCGCCGCGCCCUCAUCGUGGUGGCCAGCCAGAAGACGCUGCCGGUGGCGCUGGCGGUGCUGGCUCGGCUGGGGCCGGCGGUGGGGGCGGAGGCGGCGGGGUGCGCCGCGGUGACGGCGGUGUUCAGCCACCUGGCGCAGACGUGUGCGGACUUUUGGCUGGUUGCGAGAUGGACGGAGCACAUUCGUCGCCGGGAGGAGACGGAGGCGUUGCAAGAACGCGCUGCAACCGCUGCUGCUUGUGCUUCUGCUUCUGCUGCAGGGGCUGCCGCCCCUGCGGCUGCGGCUGGCUAAGGGCUUGCUUUGGAGUUAAUAGUUGGACGGAGCAGUGUUGGGAGUACUCAGAUGUGUUGUGUGGAGGUUAAGGAGUAGCGGGUAUCCGGUGGUGGCGUUUAACGAGGAUCCUCACAGCACCGACCGUUGUCCUUUGGCAUGGAUGCGUGAAAGGCUGGGAAAAGCCGCUGGCUGCCCCGUACCGGUAUCUGGCACGAUGCGAAGAGGCUUAAGGGGAUCCCAGUGUAUGCGUUGGCUUGUUGCGCCUUGGUGGUGUGGGGGAAGCUAAGCGGUAAUGUCGCAUAUCGCCUAGCGGCCUAGCGUUUGGCAGCAUACCGUACCAUGGGUCCCUUGGUGUACGGAUAACGCGUUUCCUAUGACUAAGCCAUAUUCAAAUGCAGUGGUAUAACGCUGAUAAUAUUUACGCUGAUGUUAUAGCAUUAAGCCGCUAGACGCAUCGACGAGAGAAAGCGCACGCUAGACUACCGGUGAUACGCCAGAAUGCCGGUGUUCCUACUAAGCAUCCGGGCGGAGCUAGAGAAUGUUGAGAGUCUGUCUAUACCUUCAACAACACAUUGGUGCUUGGACGUAAAAGAGAGCGCUGGUUCGGAGGAGAAGAAGGGCGUGUAUGUAACAUCCACGGAGGAGCAUGAGCUGUCUGGGAGCAAGGGCACGGCUAACCUCGUCAUGAAGUUCGCGAAGGGGAGUAAAAAGGAGGCGAGCGUGAACGUCCAGGAGAUUAAGGGCGUCACGCGAGCGUACACAGCGGACGAUGACGGCAAGUUCGUUCCAAUCAUCGCCUUCGAAUGUCGCGGACUGGACCCCAUCGCAUUCCAUCCGGAGGGCGAUUGGCGGGUGGUCAGCAGCGGCGGCACCAAAUUUGACAACGUUGACCUUAACGAGGGCGAGUGGAGCGACUACUGCGAGAAGGCAGCGGCCAGUGUGGGGAUAUACAACUUCGAAUCCAAGCUUGAGCUGUACCGUGGGUCGUGAGGAAGUGGCCAUCAAGGUACACCGCAUUGCUCAUACCGCCGCGGCCCACUGGCAGGGGCUUGGGGCCGCCCUUCUGGGUGCUGGCAAUCCAGGAC